UCUAUUGAGAGCCUGCCCACUGUUUUUGGAAGUAAUCCCAAGGCCCAUAUUGCAGCAAAGACUGUGUUUCACUUGGCCCAUCGCCAUGGUGACAUUCUGCGGGAGGGCUGGAAAAACAUCAUGGAGGCCAUGCUACAGCUUUUCCGAGCAGAGCUGCUGCCCAAGGCCAUGGUGGAGGUUGAAGACUUCGUGGAUCCUAAUGGUAAAAUCUAUCUGCAACGUGAGGAGACACCAUCUAACCGUGGUGAAUCUUCAGUGCUGAGUUUUGUUAGUUGGCUCACCCUCAGUGGGACGGAGCAAUCUGGUGUGAGGGGUCCAUCUACAGAAACACAGGAGGCAAAGCGAACAGCUCUGGAAUGCAUAAAGCACUGUGAUCCUGAGAAGUUGAUCACAGAAAGCAAAUUCCUCCAGCUUGAAUCCCUCCAGGAGCUUAUGAAGGCUCUAAUCUCUGUAACUCCUGAUGAGGACACAUAUGAUGAAGAGGAUGCUGCCUUCUGCUUGGAGAUGCUUCUGAGGAUUGUGCUAGAGAAUAGGGACCGUGUGACCUGUGUCUGGCAAACUGUGCGAGACCACCUCUAUCAUCUCUGUGUCCAUGCGAUGGAGUUCUGCUUCUUGGUGGAGAGGGCAGUGGUGGGGCUGCUGAGACUAGCAAUUCGGCUUCUUCGUCGGGAAGAAAUCAGUGCGCAGGUUCUCCUCUCAUUACGUAUCCUGCUCAUGAUGAAGCCAAAUGUGCUGUCCAGAGUUAGCCAUGAGGUUGCUUAUGGCCUCCAUGAACUCCUGAAGACCAAUGCUGCCAACAUUCACUCUGGGGACGACUGGUACACGCUUUUCACCCUCCUGGAGUGUAUUGGGUCUGGGGUGAAGCCGCCUGCAGCCCUGCAGGUUACAGCAAGGGCAGAUAACGACACAGGUGCUCAGUCAGACAGCGAGGUCUCUUCCUCCUGUCAUCCAAGUGACAUGAGCCUGGACCGUGGCUACACCUCUGAUUCAGAGGUGUACACAGACCAUGGGAAGCCAGGCAAGAUGCAUCGCUCAGUGACAGAUGUGGAUGUCAUGAACAGUGGCUGGCUAGUGGUGGGGAAAGAUGACAUCGACACCUCCAGAUCCACUGCUGGGCUCAGCAGGCUGGGGCCGUCUCCUCUUGUCAACCAGUACAGCCUGACAGUGGGGCUGGAUUUGGGCCCACAUGACACAAAGUCUCUCAUGAAGUGCGUAGAGUCUUUGUCCUUCAUUGUGCGAGAUGCUGCCCACGUUACACCUGAGAACUUCGAGCUCUGUGUCAAAACCAUCCGCAUCUUUGUGGAGGCGAGCUUGAAUGGGGGCUACAAGUCCCAGGAGAAGAGAGGGAAGAGCCACAGGUAUGACAGUAAAUCCAGUCGGUUAAAAAAAAAGCCAAAGGAGAGCUCCACACGGCGAUCACGGGUCUUGAGCCAGCACCAGGCACACACUCACAGUGAUGAGGAUGAGGAUGAGAGCAUCCCUGCCAGCUACCACACUGUGUCUUUACAGGUUAGUCAGGACCUCCUGGACCUCAUGCAUACCUUGCACACACGAGCAGCCAGCAUCUACAGCUCCUGGGCAGAGGAGCAACGCCAUCUAGAGACACCGGGGAGGAAAAUUGAAGCAGAUUCCCGAACACUGUGGUCCAACUGCUGGUGUCCUUUGCUACAGGGUAUUGCCUGGCUGUGCUGUGAUGCCCGACGCCCCGUACGGAUGCAAGCACUCACUUACUUGCAGCGGGCCCUCCUGGUACAUGACCUGCAGGCCCUGGAUGCCCUAGAAUGGGAGUCCUGCUUCAACAAGGUGCUGUUCCCUCUGCUAACCAAGCUCCUCGAGAACAUCAGCCCAGCUGAUAUUGGUGGGAUGGAAGAAACUAGGAUGAGAGCCUCAACACUGCUCUCCAAGGUGUUCCUACAGCAUCUCUCCCCACUGCUCUCACUGACCACUUUUGCUGCCCUGUGGCUAACAAUCCUGGACUUUAUGGAUAAAUACUUGUAUGCUGGCUCCAGUGAUUUACUGCUGGAGGCCAUCCCAGAGUCUCUGAAGAAUAUGCUGCUUGUAAUGGAUACAGCUGGGAUAUUCCACAGUGCUGACUCGCGGACGGGCUACUCAGAUCUCUGGGAGAUCACCUGGGAGAGGAUUGACUGUUUCUUACCUAGGCUGCGGGAUGAGCUUUUCAAACAGACAGUCAUCCAAGAUCCUGUCCCCAGCAUACCGAUGGAGCAGCAGCAUCAGAAAUCAAUAGUGUCUGCCCUGCCCACCUCUCCUGCAGGGGAUGUGAGACCAGCUACCCACCUGACUCCUUUGGAGAAGCCCUGUGAGCUGGGUGCAAGUGAGUCAGAGAGAACCACUGCACCUGCCUCACCCACCAUCAGCACCUCUGCCUCUACUUCUUUCCCAGUAUCAGCUCCAACAAAGACAAGCCCUGUUACAGACAUACCUCCUACGACCGCACAGCCGCCACUCAUCCUGCAGCCUCUUGCCUCUCCCCUGCAGGUUGGGGUGCCACCUAUGACUCUGCCAAUCAUUCUCAACCCAGCCCUAAUUGAAGCCACCUCUCCUGUUCCCCUCUUAGCUACUCCACGGCCUACUGACCCCAUGGCAACCUCUGAAGUCAAUUAGUUUGAGGGUGUCUGAGAACUUUCUGCUGAGGAAGCUCUGUGGGUGGAGGAUGCUGGCCAAAUGUUCUCUGGUAGCGGGCGUGUUUGUUUUAAAAGAUGAUGCUAACCUGAGCAGAAGGGCUGCUGCCACAAUCCCCCUGGAGCACGUCAUGUUCUGCUCCCUUCUUGUGGCAACCACCUAGAAAUUUGCCUAGAAAUCCUUGUCUUCUUGGAGGGGUGCCUAGUUCCCCUGACCAGUCUCCUUCCUGCCUUCACAAUCUCAGGGGCCAGGCAACACCCACACCCAGCAGCCUGGGACCAAGCUGCCACGAGUUCAUCUGGUGAAGAGGGAAAACUACUUUCAUGUCACACCAGAGAGGGGCUGCAGUACAGGACUGCCUCUC
Messenger RNA from Leptosomus discolor (cuckoo roller), 3004 nucleotides. The record is from RefSeq and is a predicted model, not a curated record. Lineage: Eukaryota; Metazoa; Chordata; Aves; Leptosomiformes; Leptosomidae.